This is a messenger RNA of Rhagoletis zephyria (snowberry fruit fly), 1494 nucleotides long. RefSeq lists its product as uncharacterized. Lineage: Eukaryota; Metazoa; Arthropoda; Insecta; Diptera; Tephritidae. The record is from RefSeq and is a predicted model, not a curated record.
AAGUAUUCUAGGCCCGCUGCAAGCAUGCCAAUAGGUUUAGCAGCUGCUAACAAGCAGGCACCUGUCUUAAUGCAUAUGGAGUACCGCGUUUCGCUUCCUGAUCACGAUUGGAUGAUAGCCGCCAGACACAAGUUGAUACCUAGCGUUUAUGCUGCAUGUGUAAUACAAAAUGGUGAAAUAGGACGUCCGGAAGCAGUAACCUACUCUGGACCAUCUUAUAUUGCCAUCAGAAGUGGAAAGCACUCGUCAUCGACCGCAUCCACACAUGCAUUUGAUUUUGAAAAACUUAUCACAUUAACUCAAUUCCGAAAUGUCAUAAAAGAUAAUUGUGGACGUGUUAAGCCGGUUAUUUUUGUGUCUUCUGACGGAGGCCCGGAUGAAAAUCCUAGAUACCCCAAGGUGGUUGCACAUGCAAUUCAUCACUUUCAAAAACAUGACCUCGACGCUAUUUUUAUAUUCACAAACGCACCUGGUAGAAGCGCCUUUAAUAGGGUUGAACGCAGAAUGGCUCCAUUAAGUCGGGAAUUGGCGGGGGUAAUACUACCUCACGAUUCUUUCGGCAACCAUCUAGAUGGAAAUGGGAAAACUGUUGAUCCAACAUUAGAGAAGAUAAAUUUUCGUAAAGCUGGUGAGGUGUUAGCUGAAAUAUGGAGUGGUAUGGUCAUCGACAGCUACGAAGUAUUUGCAGAGUACAUUGAAGCAGAUGCUAGAGCUGAAAAUUUUGUUCCGGUAUUACCAUGUACUAAGUGGUACAGCACACACGUUCGAGAAAGUCAGUAUAUGCUUCAAAUAGUUAAAUGCACUAAUAUCGAUUGCUGUGGACAAAUGCGGAGCUCCCUACUUCAAAUUUUACAUCACCGCUUUUUACCUCCUCCAUACCCUCUUCUGCAAACACCUAGUGGUCUAAUUGUCCCAAAACCUGACGCGCAUGAUGGAAAACAUUUCGCGCCUUUACUUUUAAGACUAUCGUUGGGAUCGAAACAUUUAAAUUUUGAUAUAAAUAAAAUGGCCUACGACUUCUUUUGUCCAACCAUAAAAGGGUUGAUCACCGAACGCAUGUGCAUUAACUGUCAGCUAUACUUCAGCUCAAAAAAAGGUCUGCAUAAUCAUCUUCAGUCUUUGCAUAAAAAGAAAAGAAAUUUUGAACCAAUACGUUCGUUAAGGAUCCUUAAUCGUCGUCCAGCUGAAGUUCUGUGUAUUUUAAAUGGAAGUGACGGAACAAAUGUGGUAGAGUGGCACGAUGAAAACGAUAUUGUUGAUGAUGACGUAGAGCCAGCGCCUAUAGAUGAGAAGCUUUCUAUCGUUAGUGUAACUGACGUAUGUGCAAACCCAUGGCUUGAUGCAUAAUCAGGUUAUUUAAAAAAUGUUUCCCUGGCUAAGACGCACUACCUUAACUCAAAUGAAUUUUUGUACUUUUUAUGUUACGUAUUUAUUGUAUUUAUUUAAAUGAAGUGUUAAAUGAAAAUUUUAAUUUUUCUGCUUAGAGCAAAAAAA